UCAUUAAUGCAGCUGCACGGCUACACCAGCAGCCAAAGCCAACACCCGUCCGAAUAUGAGAAUCGUCCACGUUUUUACACAAGACGUCUCGUGACACGCGUCGUGUACGUCCACUACAGCCAUGGCUUUAGCCAUCGCGCAAACAGUAUUUGGCUAUGGUAGCAGCCUCGACUGGCGGCCUACUACUUUUGUGAGCCCGUUUCCGUCGACCAGACUGUGCAGCAUUUGCGGACUGGUACCCCCAGCGACGGCGACGCUGCCUUGCCGUCACCUGAUUUGUCAACCGUGUCUCGACUGCCUCAACCACGACACUUGUAGGAGGAAGCGCUGCCCUCUCGACAAAGAGCUGUUUCCAGAGGAAGACGUGGUAUGGUCAACGCACAGCAAUGACAAUGUCAUGGACCGCCGGGUACGCUGCUGGAAUGCGGCCAACGGUUGCGACGCUGAGGACAAUGCUUCUGCCAUGUUGGAUCAUUUCACGAACACCUGCCGAUUCCACGCUGUGAAGUGUCCCACAUGCGGCGGUAACGUACUGCACCGUCACUUUGCUAAUCACCUUGAGUCAGGCUGCGUUCCUACCUCCUGCGGCAACGAGCAGACACUGAGCGAAAACUUUGUCAACGCGUUCUUGGAAGUGAAAGACGCGCUGGGGAAGAUCUCGGAUGAGAAUGCGUCACUACACACUAGUCUUAACUCGUUCGAAGAGCGCCUCCGCUCCCAGAGAGACCGUGCGGUGGCGUUGCAGGCUACGAAUUUCAAUGAUGCCCUGACAACCGCUGUUGAACGGAUCAGAGAGACUUGUCGGGCGUCGCUCGCCGACCAUUUGCGCGAAGUGACCGCAGAACGCGGGCGUCAGCAGUAUGAGAACCGACAAACCAUGCAAGUGCUCCUAACCGGCGAAUUCAACCGGCACAUGGCGUCAUUGAAAGCCAAGAUAAAGCAAGCAUUUGCUGAAGGAUGUGGUCGUACUAGUGAUGAUUCUGCCUCCAGCUCGGCCAGCUGCGUGGCCUCCGGCAUAACCAAAGAGAUUAACCAGCUCGUGAAGGACCUCUCUAAGGAGCCGACACUUACGGGAGAAGACGCGUCCAGGGUCCUCAAGUUAUUGGCUGCUGCUGCCCUUGGUGACAAGGACAAUGCUCUAGUGAAAAAUCCACCACCACGCUUUUGGGAAAUAGAUGACUGGAAUGACUUCUGCCCCGAGUCUGGCGGCCGAGGUCGCCAAAGGCGUCGAGAUAGGUUCGGCAGUCCAUACUACUUACAUGGACGCCUGGUGGUCCCACGUUUGUGCUUUUACCCACGCACCGAUGAUGUUCAGUAUCGUCCCUACAUAAUCAAGGGUUUAUACGAUGAGUUCUUGGACGAGCCCGAGGAAGCAUCGAAUGUGCGCUUUGUUCAUCCCACAGGUUCUUCUAGGUACUUGGAAUUUACUGGCGACUUCAGUUGGGUCAGGCCGGAUCACUACUUUGAGUGUAUGGGCAGUGAAGUGCUGUACAUAGGGUACAACUCAAGGUCCAUAGAUGUCUUUACAUUGGAAGAUGAUGGCUUCAUAGCUGAUGACUCAGCUGAGCUUGAAAUAUACCACUCUUGAGAUAUCGCAUUGUGCCAUUUUGCUUUGAAGCUUCUACGAAACUUCAGAAAGGUGUUCCGGGAAAGGUGUUACCAUGACAGGAUAAAGCUGGACAGCUGACCUGUGUUGUUAAGAACAGAUAAUCAUGUUCCAUGCUCUUCGCUGUUACCCUUUUUCAUUUACCGCUUUUUGCACUGAUAACCUUUAUUGUUUAACUCAUAUGUUCCCAUGUGUUUCUGAAGUUUACUUUUUGCUCUUUGCUUUUAUUUUUACAACCCAUAAGGUUGGCUCACCUUUGGUGCAGCAAAAUUUGUGCCAUAAGCCUCUUAGUGGAAUCAUAAACUACAUUCUGCAUGAGUUGGAGGUGCUCACUGUGAAUCAUGAUUGUCUUGUUUCAUGCUUUGUCAUUUGUAAACAGUGACUUGUAGAUCUGUGUGUGCACAAGGGUAAGGGGCAAAAUAUACCCUGCACUUGUUUUCUCUCUUCACUGUGAUGUCUAAUCAAUGUUUACCAUAAGGAAUACUAGCAUAACACAUAAGACAAGGAUUAUACAAGGCACAUCGACACACAGAUGGUGCUACAUGUCUAUGUAUUCGUGAUUUUUAUUGUUUUUUUGUUGGCUUUUCAUGUCUUGUAUGUGUUAGAUUAGUAUUCCAAGGUGACAUACAGACACAGGCGCAUCGCAGCACUAGUUGGUUCAAUACAUGGUUUCUCUCUCUCUCUCUCUGGAUGCGAUACGUGUCUUAAGUUGUGACUGCCAUUCAGAAAAUAUUGACUUUCUCACUUGCCUGCUUCCGAGGGUGAACAGUGCUCAGUGAUUCCUUUUCUGUUGUCUAAAGAUCAAGUUUGGCAAAUGCUCUGACGCAGAACUUCUGGGGUAUGCUGAGCACCUAAAAAUUGCGUGGCUAUACAUGGCAUUCAUAAUGAAAACUGCCAUUCUGAAAGAUCAGUUGAGAGCCAGCCAAAAGGUUGCUGUCUUAAGCCAACCAGCUUUGCUGGCACGCAUGUUUCUAUGAUGCCUGUGCCAAAAAUUAAGAAAAGGGCCACGCUGAUGUUCACAGGACAUCAUCUUGCAUGUUUGGUCAGCAAGUUGGCCACCACUCUGUACAGCAUCAACCUAGCCAUCAGGCAACAGAAAACUUAUCACUGCACACUGCCUUUGUUGCAGACAUGGGAGGAAACAGUUGUCUUCCACCCCUGUCAAAACUGAAGCAUAUUCAAACUUGCACAACAGUAAUUCAAAAGUCGGCGACUCCACAAUACAUAGUUAUAAGGUAUUGGUGGUACUGUGCUGUUCUUGCAGUGUCGGCGGUAGAAAGAUGUUUCAGCAUUAAACUCCACGAGGAAACAUACUGGGGCUUUUAUUGUUUUGUAUGUUGCAUGGGAGAACAUAAGACUAAUCUGCCGUGCAUGAAGCUGGCUUCAGUGCAAACAGCCAACUCCACCUGUAAUUUGAUUUGAUGGCACAAUAGCAUGAGAAGGUGCAUGCCACAGUUGUCCUUAAUUCUUUUCUUUAGAUGUUUUUCUUUGCAUUAGUGCUUUGUCUCCAUAAUCUUCUGGAAUGACUAUGGCCGUUUAGCUGCCUUCAACUCAUAUUGGCUUAGUAACAGCUGCAUGACCAUGCUAGUCCUUCACAGAGAGUGAGAGUUGCCUUUCAUAGCGUGAUGUUUGCCAAGCCAAAAAGAAAACAAACAUUUAAACUGUUGUUUGCAGUAUAUGUAAGAAAGAACAGCAGUACAUACACUUGUCACAAAUGCUUUUAGAAUCUGGCACGCUUGUAGCUAAUUAUUGUUUAUAAGCAAGAACUACCAACUGUUUUCACAUGUUCCCUCUAAGGACUGCCCUCUGCCAUGUCACCUAACUUUGAGGAUAUUUUUUCACCCUCCGUGGUUGCUUAGUGGCUAUGGGUGUUGGGCUGCAAAGCACGAGGCCACAAGAUUGAAUCCCAGCCACAAAAAGCAAACGCAGACAGCACAGGGCACUAUAGUGCACCAUGGUGUCUGUCACCCUUCUGUCCUUCUCUGCUGGUAGUAAAAUGUUAUCCAUGUCUGUCUUGUUCUCCUUAUAACUAGGGGUGAUAAAGGUUGUUUCAAGUCCAGUCAGCAGAAAGGGCCUAUUUGCAUUAUUUUCACAUGUACUGUACUGUAAUUCACCAACCCGCCGUGGUGGCUUAGCAGCUAUGUGUGUUGCACUGCUUAGUGCGAGGCCGUGAGAUAAAAUCUCGGCCACAGUGGCCAUAUUUUGAAGGAGGCAAAAUUAAAAAAAUGCCCGUGUCCCAUGCAUAGGGGGCAUGUUAAAGAUCCCCAGGUAGUCAGGAUUAAUGCACAGUCCCUCACUAAGGUGCGCUUCAUAAUUAAAUUGUGGUUUUGGCAUGUUAAACCCCACAAUUCAAUUAUUCACCCCUUUCACUUAAACCCACUGUAGGGUAGAAACCCGGAUGCUCGUCUGGUUGACUUUCCUGCCUUUCAUCUCUCUGUUUUCUCUCCCUCCCUCUGUACUGCAUUUAACAGCUGGAUGUUGGGUAACCAAAGAAGCUUGUAAAUCAUGAAUGGCUAGAUGAUUGUAUCUGGUACACCAUGACUAUGAUAACAGUGAAGGAAAGGGACAGCAUGUUAUUGCAUGCACAUACUAGACUUAUGUCCAUUGAAACAGCCAAGUUUAAUACUGCAGCACUACACGUUGUCCUGAAGGAAUGCAAGCAGAGUGACAUUGGCCAAAUGUAAUAACUUGGUUUGUCUAAACUAAGACAACAAAUUUUGUAGGCUGCCUGAUUGCCUACAAGGCACGCCUAUACAGCUACUGGAAGCUAUUGUGCAAAAGUGACCUCCUCCACUUCUUUGCUCAGGAAAUGAUGCGUCCACACAAUUAACCACAGCUUUUCUGCAGCAGAAUCGUUUGGAAGUAUAUGUGUAGCUCUUUUUGUUUGUAUACAGCAACACUGCUGUUAUCUCUUAUAAUAAUUAUACAGAAAUGAACAUUGAAGAACUGGAAAUUGUCACUUCUCAUAUCGAAUAUGAACCUAUUCGAGAGGUUAUCUUUAUUCAGAUUUUUUUUAUAUUCACGGACCCCUGCUUUGAACAGCAAAGCAACAUUCUGAAGGUAACCUGAAUAACACGUUCACAUAACGUGCAACAGAAGUGCCAAGUUACAUUGCAAGUACAGUGCAUAAGUGAUAUGUAAUAAAUGCCAUAACUAAAUGUUAACUGCAUAAAUGUUUUCUAUAAAAUGUUGACAAAACUAUGAGAAUUGUUCUCGUGCUCUUUGGUGCGCUGUUCAUUCUUGUUUUUCUAGUAUCAAGUUACUUUAGCAUGUUUUUGUCUGUUUACCUUCAGUACUGCAGCCAAUAAGGACAGUCCGAGUUACUUCGGUAUUUAUGAUUAAAGUUUCAUGUUUUCCACCUCCAUUA
This is a messenger RNA of Dermacentor albipictus, 4973 nucleotides long. RefSeq lists its product as uncharacterized. The record is from RefSeq and is a predicted model, not a curated record. Lineage: Eukaryota; Metazoa; Arthropoda; Arachnida; Ixodida; Ixodidae.